This is a messenger RNA of Drechmeria coniospora, 1740 nucleotides long. RefSeq lists its product as uncharacterized. The transcript has 5 exons. The record is from RefSeq and is a predicted model, not a curated record. NCBI's taxonomy places the organism in Eukaryota, Fungi, Ascomycota, Sordariomycetes, Hypocreales, Ophiocordycipitaceae. Gene Ontology annotation, molecular function: purine nucleobase transmembrane transporter activity. Gene Ontology annotation, cellular component: plasma membrane. Bases 1 to 1740 code for a protein of 579 amino acids. Gene Ontology annotation, biological process: transmembrane transport.
AUGGGCUGGGCUGAUACCGUCAACGCCAAGGUGGCCGCCAGCCCCGUCGGCUACUGGUUCCAUCUCGAUGGCAGCGGUCAUCCCCGGCAACGCCACGGAUCCUACUUCUUGACCGAAAUUCGCGCCGGGCUCGCCAGCUUCUUCGCCAUGGCGUACAUCAUCGCCGUCAACUCGGCCGUCGUCGCCGACUCGGGCGGCACUUGCGUUUGCCCGCGCACCAAGGAGGAUCCCCUCUGCAACAGCGACGAGGCCUAUGCCCUCUGCGUCGAGGGCAUCAAGCGCGACGCCGUCACCGCCACGGCGGCCAUAUCCGCCCUGUCCACCUUCUGCAUGGGCGUCCUGGCCAAUCUACCCGUCGGUCUCGCUCCUGGAAUGGGUCUGAAUGCGUACUUUACCUACACCGUCGUCGGCCGGCACGGCAGCGGUCUCAUCCCCUACCGAGUCGCCCUCACGGCCAUCUUCAUCGAAGGCUUCAUCUUCCUCGGUCUCGCCAUCUGCGGCAUGCGUCAGUGGCUCGCCCGCGCCAUUCCUCGCUCCAUCAAGCUCGCGACGGCCGUCGGCAUCGGCCUCUUCCUCGCCAUCAUUGGCCUCACGUACGGCGAGGGCAUCGGCCUCAUCGUCGGCUCCCGCACGACCCCGACCGAGCUCGCCGGCUGCUCGCCCCAGCACAUCGACCCGGCCACCGGUACGUGCCCGAGCUGGAGCAAGAUGCGCUACCCGGCCAUGUGGCUGGCCAUCUUCUGCGGCGGCUUCCUCACCGUCCUCCUCAGCCUGUACCGGGUCCGUGGCGCCAUCAUCAUCGGCGUCAUCCUCGUCAGCGUCAUAUCCUGGCCGCGGGGCACCUCGGUCACCUAUUUCCCCGACACCCCCAUCGGCGACAGCUCGUUUGCCUUUUUCAAAAAGGUUGUCGACUUCCAUCCCAUCGAGAAGAUCCUCAACGUCCAGCAGUGGAACAUCAAGGACCACGGCGCCCAGUUCGGUCUCGCGCUCAUCACCUUUCUCUACGUCGACAUCCUCGACUGCACGGCUACCCUCUACAGCAUGGCCGGCUUCGCGGGACUCGUCGACCCCGUCACCCAGGACUUUGAGGGUUCCUCGGUCGCCUACAUGGUCGAUGCCGUCUGCAUCUCCAUUUCCGCCAUCCUCGGCAUGCCUCCCGUCACCGUCUUCAUCGACUCCGGCGCCGGAAUAUCGGAGGGCGGCAAGACGGGACUGACAGCCGUCGUCACGGGUCUGUGCUUUUUCAUCUCCAUCUUCUUCGCCCCCAUCUUCGCCUCGAUCCCGCCUUGGGCGACGGGCUGCGUGCUGAUCCUCAUCGGCUCCAUGAUGGUUAGUUCCGUCACCGACAUCAACUGGAAAUACAUGGGCGACGCCAUCCCGGCCUUUCUCACCAUCGCGCUCAUGCCCUUUACCUUUUCGAUUGCCGACGGCCUCAUCGCAGGUGUUUGCUCCUACAUGAUCAUAAACACCGUUGUCUGGCUCAUCAAGGUGGCCACUCGCGGGCGCAUCGUCCCGCCCAACAUCGACGACAAGGAACCGUGGACGUGGCGGAUCCCCGGUGGGCUCCUGCCGCCUUGGCUCACUCGCCUCCGUCGCAAGAACGGCGUCGGACACGAGGAUCAACAAGGGAACGCGGGCGGUGAUGGGCAGGAUCCCAAGAGCAGCGGCGACCCCUAUCCAGAUGGUGGCUCGGAUUCCGGUCGAGGUGCGGAAACCACAACGAUCGUUGUGAAGGAAUGA